Molecule: messenger RNA, 1228 nt
Organism: Oryza brachyantha (malo sina)
Lineage: Eukaryota; Viridiplantae; Streptophyta; Magnoliopsida; Poales; Poaceae
Product: fasciclin-like arabinogalactan protein 14
Exons: 1
Coding region: 6-938 (310 amino acids)
Cellular component (GO): plasma membrane
Source: RefSeq, a predicted model, not a curated record
GCCUCAUGCUCAAAUCAGACAUGGCUCGGAAGGACACCACGUCGGCCGUCGUACUCCUCGGCAUCAUUGCGCUACUGGCGUCUUCGGCGGCGGCCUUCAACAUCACCAGGAUCCUUGGCGAGCUCUCCGACUUCUCCACAUUCAACAACCUCCUCAUGCAGAAGAAGCUAGCAGAUGAGAUCAAUCGGCGCCAGACCAUCACUGUGCUUGCUGUUGACAACGGUGCCGCAGGUGGCAUAUCUUCACUCCCCUCAGACGUCCAACGGAAGGUGCUCUCUGUGCACGUUGUCCUAGACUACUAUGACACCAAAAAGCUCAAUGCCAUGAAGAACCAUUCCACCAGGCUCACGACGCUCUUCCAGUCCUCCGGCCAGGCGACCAAUCACAUGGGUUUCCUCAACUGCACCAAGCACUCCGACGGCACCAUGGUGUUCGGUUCUGCAGAGCCAGGCGCUCCGGUCACCUCCCAGCUGGUCAAGCUCAUCGCCUCCCGCCCCUACAACAUCUCUGUGCUGCAGGUCAGCUCUGCCAUCGUGCCACCCAGCAUCGGCACCACCAAUGCCAACAACAGCAAGGCCGAUGCGCCACUGCCAGCCCUGACCAAGGCGAAAACGCCUAUAUCAGCACCGGCCCCAUCAGCGUCGAAGGGAAAGAAAGGGGCUUCCUCGCCGAAGCAAGAUGUCCGAGCUCCAGGUCCGUCCAACAAUGAUGCGAGCGCUGACACACCUUCUGACACGCCUGGACCAUUGGCGGACGGUCCCACCGCGGAUGGCCCAUCAACGAACGGUCCCACGGCGGAUGGUCCCACUGAGGCAGAUGCACCGGCAGAUGAUAAGAGCGAUGCAGCGGAUGCGCCUAAGGGUUCCGCUGGCAACAGGGCGGUGGCUGGUGUAGGCCUGGGCAUCGUUGCACUUCUGGUUAUCACUUUCUCAUUUUGAUUGAUGCUAAGUGGAGGCUAAGAAAUUGGAAAGGAGUUUAUAAAUAUAGCAUGAGUAUUAGGAAAUGAUAAUUCAGGGAUUACUUACUGUUUUUAGUUACUUUAUUGUUAGGUACAUGGAACGCGGGUAUCUCUUAAUGGGAGUUUGCACUUGGUGAACCGGAAUGGCCAAAUAAGGACUACUGUCGAGUCCUAUGUAUACUAGCAUUAUUGUAGUAAUGCACUCAGCUAUUGUAGGUCAUUCGAUUCUAAUCUGAAGGACACAAACCAGCGGAGCCAUUUUUUGAGAUA